Molecule: messenger RNA, 3291 nt
Organism: Aureococcus anophagefferens
Lineage: Eukaryota; Pelagophyceae; Pelagomonadales; Pelagomonadaceae
Exons: 1
Coding region: 1-3291 (1096 amino acids)
Biological process (GO): lipid metabolic process
Source: RefSeq, a predicted model, not a curated record
AUGUCGACGCCCUGCACGCCGACGCCCUGGCGCGGGUCGGAGCACGAGAGCGAGCACCGCAUCGAGUCGAUGACGUCCCUCGAGUCGCCGCUGCGCCACACGGUGGAGAGCGACACGGAGGGCGAGAUCAUGAGCCACCGCGACUCGCGCGGCGAGAGCUUCCUGCUGAAGCGCGCGUCGGCGCCGAAGAUCCUGCUCGAGGUGCUGUCGCCCGGCGGCACGCGGCUCCUGUUCCUCGUCAUGUACGCGUCCUGCGCGCUCGCGAUCUGGCGCUACAACAGCGCGCGGACGGCGGCCGAGGCGCGGCACGAGGCGCGCGCGUCCGUCGCGGUGGAGCCGCUCGGCGACGGCGUGCCGGCGUCCGUCGGCAGCCGCGCCGUCUGGCACGCGCGGCUGAGCUCCCUCGGGGCGCUCUUCGGGACCACCGCGCUCACGGUCCAGUACCCGAACGCGACGGUGAACGCGACGACCGACGACGACGCGGCGCUGCGCCACCUCGUGUCCUACGCCGUCACCGUCGAGGCGUCGCGCGACGGCUACGAGCGGGCCUCGGGGCGGUGGUCGAGCGUGCUGGAGCGGCGGCGCGAGACGUGCGAGGUCGCGUACGCGUCGCCCGGCGACGGCGUCGCGGUGCUGCCCACGGCGCUCGCGUCGUGGUACCAGAACAUGGAGGCGGCGCCGUCGCGGUCCGGCGUGCGGUCGCUCCAGGUCUGGGUCGACUUCUGCCUGCCCGUGGACGCGGCGGCCUACGACGGCGCGUGCCACGUCGUGCAGCCCGAGGUCGCGAAGCUUCUCGCGGCCGGCGGCCAGUUCCGCGCGACGUACAGCGACGUCGACAGCCUGGACACGUCGGGCGAGGCCAUCGCGCGCGUCGCGCUGCUGGGCAUCUGGGCCGUCAUCGCCGCGGCGUGGCUGCCCUACGGCCUCGGCCAGAUCCGGGCGCGGCGCCGCGACGCGGCGGCCGGCGACGGCGCGGCGCCGCGGCUCGUGUUAUUACUUUUUGGCCUCUUGCUCUUCGUGGACCCCGUGGACUGCAUCGUCGAGAUGCUGCCGGAGCGGACCUUCGUGCCGCCGGCCGUCGCGUUCGGGUCCUUCGCGUCGCGGCGAUUCGGCGAGACGUGCCUCCUGGCCGCGUUCCUCCUCGCGGCCGACGGCGACGGCGCGGCGGCGUCGCGCGUGCGCGCGGCGCGCCAGGGCCGGCCGCCGCGGCGGCGCCACCUGCUGCGGCGCAACUGGUUCCUCGUCGCGCCCGCCGCGUACUGCGGCUUCUCGCUCUCCGCGCUCGCGAUGCGGUUCCCGACGCUCUGGGGCGUGGACCGCGCGCCGACGCUCGCCCUGGCGUCCUGGCCCGUGGACGCGUUGCGGGCCUUCGUGGCCUGCUCGCUGGGCAUCGUGCUGGCCAUGUUCCUCUGGGGCGCGCUCUUCGCGUUCUUGCUCGCGCGCGCGGGCGAUCGCCUGAACCGGACGCCCUACGUGCUGAGCCGGCGGCACCAGCUGUCGUACCGCUACUUCAUGCUCCAGGCGACGCUCGUCGCGGGCAUCGGCGUCGCGUCGUACUAUCAUCUCGGCGUGGAAUUGUUCCACGGCUACCGGCGGAAUUUGCUCGUGCUGGCCAAGGGCCAGCGGCACAACGAGGUCCAGUUCACGUCCGCGCUCCAGGAUCUGGCCGGCGCGCUGGAAGCGUUGGUCGCCGACGACGUCCGCGACCUCGCGUCGGCCUUCUGCUUCACGGUCUACGUCGCGCUCAUCCUCUACCUGCACCUCCCGCCGCCCGCGGAGCGGUCCGCGCCCGAUUCGGAGCGGUCGCGGCCGAGCGUCGCCGCGCAGCUCCUGCCGCGCCAGGUUUUGGAGGACCUCGGCGAGCUCGGCAACCUGAGCGGCGUCCUCGUCGGCGCGCGCUUCGCCGUCGACGAGCGCGCGGACCGGAAGCGGCGCCGCCAGAUCCGGAAGCGGACGGGCCGCGCCGCGGAGCCCGUCUUCGUCGUCGAGACGGCGUCCUGGCUCGCCAAGGUGUCCGUGGAGUCCUACUACGACGUCGCGCCCAAGGGCGACGCCGACGCCGGGGACGGCGGCGCGCCUCCCGUGUCCGGCGGGUCCUACGGCAUCGGCGACGCCAAGGGCCGCUGCGAGCUCGUCCCGCUGGAGGAGCUCGUCGGCGCCGAGGACGACACCUACUGCCUCGUGGCGCGCCACGCGACGCGGCCCUACGUCGUCGUCGCGUUCCGCGGGUCCGCGUCGCUCAAGCACUGGUACGUGAACCUCGACGUGCGGCAGCGGCGCGUGGACUUGCGCGAUCUGUCGCCGGAGGCGGCGGCGGCCGUGCCGCCGCCGGGCCGCUUCACGCCGCGCUUCACGCCGCGGGCGCGGCGCCGGCGGUCCGCGACGCCCGCGCCCGAGGCCGACGCCGCGCUCGAGGACGGCGAUCUCGACGACGACGACGACGAGGCCGGCGCGUCGCGCGAGGCCAAGGGCCCCAUGGACUGGUUCCUGCGGUCCGCGGCGGUGCUCUUCGGCGGCGUCGAGCGCGGCGUCGUCGCCGCGGAGCGCGCGGCCGAGGGCCUGGGCCGCGCGUCCGGCGCCGCCGACGUGAUCCCGGAGCUCGAGACCUUCGUCCACCCCUGCGUCCACAACGGCUUCUGGCGCGCCUACGCGGGCGUGCGGCCGAGGCUGCUCGCCGCCGUGGCCAAAGCUCUCGACGGGGAGCCGCUCUGUCGCGUGCUCUGCUGCGGCCACAGUUUAGGCGGCGCGCUCGCGCAGGUCGCGGCCGCGGACCUGGCGACGCACUGCCUGCCCCAGCGGCGCAAGCAGACGCGGCUCUCGUGCUACACCUUCGGGUCGCCGCGCGUCGGGAACCACAUCUGGGCGCGGACGUUCGACGCGCUCGUGCCCGACGCGUACCGCGUCGUCGCGGACGGCGACGUCGUCCCCGCGGUGCCCCGCUGCUGCUUCCGCCACGGCGGCACGCCCGUCGUCGUCGACCCCAAGGCCCGCGCCGCCGGCUUCCUCAUCGUCGACCCGUCCUUCAUCGAGCAGAGCCUCGCGCUCUCCUACAGCCGCAAGCUCGCGCCCCACAAGCUCGCGGGCUACGUCCGGGGCCUCUGGGGUGCCGCCGGCGCCUACGGCGACGCGCCGCCGGACGCCCUCCUCGACGCCCCCGACGCGCCCGACGACGUCGUCCAACACCGCGCGCCCUGCCGCUGCUGGCCGCGCCGCGCCGAGCCGCCGCCGCCGCCGGACGGCCCGGACCCGACGCCCCUCCUCCACUCGGACCGGUCCGCCGACAUGGUCUAA